Drosophila serrata is the source of this 3002-nucleotide messenger RNA. RefSeq names its product metabotropic Glutamate Receptor (gene mGluR). Gene Ontology annotation, molecular function: G protein-coupled receptor activity. Lineage: Eukaryota; Metazoa; Arthropoda; Insecta; Diptera; Drosophilidae. Gene Ontology annotation, biological process: G protein-coupled receptor signaling pathway. Gene Ontology annotation, cellular component: membrane. The record is from RefSeq and is a predicted model, not a curated record.
UCACUAUAUGUUAAAAUGCAACUGUCAAAAGAAAUACAAAUAAUGCUGAUGGUCUUGGCGGCUUUAACGUUCAGCAUAUCAGUGUCGAAGCAAAAAGGACUAAGUAGCAACGGCCAGGACACAGUCUCCGUGUCCCUGCCUGGCGAUAUAGUUCUUGGCGGCCUCUUUCCUGUUCAUGAAAAGGGCGAUGGAGCCCCAUGUGGACCAAAAGUAUACAAUCGUGGAGUUCAACGUUUAGAAGCGAUGCUUUAUGCAAUUGAUCGAGUCAACAAUGACUCCAACAUACUUCCUGGAAUCACGAUAGGUGUUCAUAUAUUAGAUACAUGCUCGAGAGAUACAUAUGCCCUCAAUCAGUCGCUUCAAUUUGUACGGGCUUCGCUUAACAACUUGGACACUUCUGUGUUUGAGUGUUCAGAUACAUCAACUCCGCAGCUGAGGAAAAAUGCUUCGUCGGGUCCAGUUUUUGGAGUAAUUGGUGGAUCGUAUAGUUCGGUAUCCUUACAAGUGGCCAACUUGCUACGCUUAUUUCAUAUUCCGCAAAUAUCUCCGGCAUCUACUGCUAAAACCUUAUCUGAUAAAUCACGUUUUGAUCUGUUUGCCAGAACAGUGCCUCCAGACACAUUUCAAUCGGUAGCUUUAGUUGAUAUAAUCAAAAAUUUCAACUGGUCUUAUGUUUCUACGAUACAUUCAGAGGGGUCUUAUGGUGAAUAUGGUAUCGAAGCCUUUCACAAAGAAGCCAACGAACGUCACGUAUGCAUUGCUGCCGCUGAAAAAGUGCCAAGUGCUGCGGACGAUAAGGUUUUCGAUUCGAUUCUAAGUAAACCAAAAAAGCCAAAUGCUCGCGGCGUUGUGCUAUUUACAAGAGCAGAAGAUGCACGGCGAAUUUUACUUGCGGCUAAGCGUGCUAAUUUAUCGCAACCCUUUCACUGGAUCGCCAGCGACGGUUGGGGAAAGCAACAGAAAUUAUUGGAAGGAUUGGAGGAUAUUGCUGAGGGCGCAAUCACGGUAGAGCUGCAAUCUGAAAUAAUUGAAGAUUUUGAUCGUUAUAUGAUGCAACUAACGCCGGGGACGAAUCAACGAAAUCCCUGGUUUGCUGAGUAUUGGGAGGAUACUUUUAAUUGUGUCUUGGAGCCUGAAUCAGUAUCGAAUCUUAACAUUUCUUCUGGCAGCAAGUCUACAGCUAAAUCAAAAGCCAUAUGCGAUAGUACUUUACGGUUAUCGGAGAAAGUUGGAUACGAACAAGAAUCAAAGACUCAAUUUGUUGUGGAUGCUGUAUAUGCAUUUGCCUAUGCACUAGACAAUUUGCAUAAUGAUCGGUGCAAUAUCCAAGGUGAUCAGACAACGGAACAACGAAAGCAUCAACAACAUAGCGAGUCGGUGUGGUACAGACCAAUUUCAAGAAAUAGCAAGUCCCAAGCCUGUCCUGACAUGGCUAAUUACGAUGGCAAGGACUUUUACAAUAAUUAUUUACUAAACGUGUCAUUUAUAGAUCUUGCUGGCAGCGAGGUUAAAUUUGAUCGUCAAGGCGAUGGAUUGGCUAGAUAUGAUAUUUUGAAUUAUCAACGCCAGGAAAACUCAUCAGGAUAUCAAUAUAAGGUAAUUGGCAAAUGGUUUAAUGGAUUGCAGCUAAACUCGGAGACAGUCGUAUGGAAUAAGGAAGUGGAACAACCAACGUCUGCCUGUUCCCUGCCAUGUGAGGUUGGGAUGAUAAAGAAGCAACAGGGGGACACAUGCUGCUGGAUUUGUGACAGCUGCGAGUCAUAUGAAUAUGUUUUUGACGAAUUCACGUGCAAGGACUGCGGCCCCGGACUUUGGCCCUAUGCUGACAAGUUAUCUUGCUUUUCCCUUGAUAUUCAAUAUAUGCGCUGGAACUCGCUUUUUGCUAUAAUUCCCAUGGCCAUUGCUAUUUUUGGCAUUUCCGUGACAAUGUUAGUUAUAGUUUUAUUUGCGAAAAACCACGAUACUCCACUGGUCAGAGCAUCGGGCAGAGAGCUAAGCUAUACUCUUCUAUUUGGCAUACUGGUCUGUUACUGCAACACUUUUGCGCUAAUAGCAAAACCCACAAUUGCCUCCUGUGUACUUCAGAGAUUUGGCAUUGGCGUUGGGUUCUCUAUUAUAUACAGUGCCCUACUCACGAAAACCAAUCGGAUUUCACGAAUAUUUCAUUCGGCCUCUAAAUCAGCACAACGUCUUAAAUAUAUAAGUCCGCAGUCGCAGGUUAUAAUAACAGCAUCACUAAUCGCUAUACAAAUAAUAAUCACGAUGAUUUGGAUGGUUGUAGAGCCACCUGGAACGCGAUUCUAUUAUCCCGACCGCACAGAGGUGAUACUAAAAUGCAAAAUACAGGACAUGUCUUUCCUAUUUUCGCAGCUCUACAAUAUGAUUCUAAUCACAAUUUGCACGGUAUACGCAAUUAAAACUAGAAAAAUACCAGAGAAUUUUAAUGAAUCCAAAUUUAUUGGCUUUACCAUGUACACGACAUGUAUAAUAUGGCUAGCUUUUGUGCCCAUAUACUUUGGCACUGGCAAUUCUUAUGAGAUACAAAUCACCACAUUGUGCAUUUCGAUAAGUCUCAGUGCUUCGGUCGCCCUAGUUUGCCUAUAUUCACCAAAAGUCUACAUUCUCGUAUUUCAUCCAGACAAAAAUGUACGCAAGUUGACAAUGAACAGCACAGUUUACAGGCGAUCAGCGGCAACCGGAACUGGAGCCGGAGGAGGAGCUCAAGGUGCACCAAAUAGCUCCGGAUAUAGUCGGACACAGAUAGGAGCAAGCUGCACAACCUUACCUGCUCAAGGUGGAGCGGUAUGUGGUGCUAUGACCUCUUCAAGCGUGCAACCUAUUCAACAAAAUAGCCCAAAACUCAAUGAAAAAGUCGCAAGUCCAAUUGCCGAGUUUACGAAUGGCGAAUACCUGGUUGAAGAUGAAUUAGAAUGUGUAGGAUCAAUCUGUAGUGGCCGAGAAAAUAAUUAAGACAUAAUUAUCAUUAUUGUCAAAUUAAAAAA